This is a messenger RNA of Anopheles coluzzii, 3209 nucleotides long. RefSeq names its product probable serine/threonine-protein kinase kinX. The record is from RefSeq and is a predicted model, not a curated record. NCBI's taxonomy places the organism in Eukaryota, Metazoa, Arthropoda, Insecta, Diptera, Culicidae. The coding region runs from base 274 to 2298 and encodes 674 amino acids. The transcript has a single exon.
UUUUACAUUCAGUCGGAUACAUUAAUUGGCCCGGUGCAGAUCGGCCGAUCGUCGUCCCCCGGUUUUUUUUCCCAUUUAGUAGCAGAGCAGCAUCACCGCAUCCGCCUCACAAAAUUCUUCCUUCCCAAAAGGGCGACUAAAGCGACAAAAAAAAAACGUUUGUGUGACAUUCGGUUGUAUUGUGUGUGUAGUAGUAUACCUUGAAGUGAAGUUUGUUGCGGGGUUUUUGCGGUAAACCCAGCAGAGAGCAUCGAUCAAGCGGAAGGACAGACAAUGCGACAGCUAUUGCUGAUCUGUGCGCUGGCCUGUGCCGUCGGCGGUGUGCUAAGUGCUUCGUUGACGCGCGUCGGCCGCGAGAAUGAGCAGGCGGCCGAGCAGGUCGCAGUGGUCCCGCAGGCCGAGGACGUGAAGGUGGCCGAGCCGGCCGAGCUGAAGCGGGCGGAGAUUCCGGUCGCAGUUGAGGAGGAAGCCGCCGCCGCUCCGGUAGAGAAGACGGUCGAGCCGGUCGAGUCCGAGCGGCUGGCCGAACCGGUGGCCGACGUGGCCGAACCGGUGGCCGUUGUUGCCGAUGCCGUCGCUGAUGCUGCCGUCCCGGAGGCUGCGGUCGUGCAGGCCGUCGAGGAGGCCGUGGUGGCCGCCGAACAGCAGCAGGCAAAGCUCGCCGUCGAGGAGGCCGCUCCGGCGGUCGCCGAGCAGGAACCGGCGGCCGUGGAGUCGCUGCGCACCGUUGAAACCGUGCCGGAGGUGGCCGAGCCCGUCGUUGCGGUGGUGGAGAACGCUGCCGCACCGGUCGAGGAGUCGGUGCAGGUCGUCGAGCCGGUUGAGUCGCUGCGCAGUGUCGCUCCGGUGGCGGAGGUGGCCGAGCCCGUCGCGGUCGUUGUCGCUGAGGAGGAGAAGAAGCCCGAGGUGGAGGUCCCCGCUGUGCCCGCCGUCAAGACCGUUGCUGAGGUGAUCCUGGACAAGGCCGAGGAGAAGGUGGUUGCCGUUGAGGAGCCAGCGGCGGUGAAGGAAACGGAAGUGGCCCCGGUUGAGUCGCUCAAGUCGGUCGAGCCGGUGGUUGAGGUGGCCGAGCCGGUCGCUGUGGUGGUCCCGAUCGCUGAGGUGGCCGAGAAGCAGGUGGCCGUGGAACAGGUGGUGCCGCAGCUCAAGUCCGUCCUGCCCGUCGUUGCGGUCGAAGAGUCGGUUAAGGUCGUCCCGGAGGUCGUCGUCGCUGAGGAGAAGCCGGCAGUGGCCGCCGUCGAGCAGGAAGUGGCCCCGGUCGAGUCGCUGCGCACCGUUGCCGUUCCGGAGGUUGCCGAGGCGGUCGAGAAGGUCGUCCCCGAGGUUGUUGCUGUGGUCGAGCCGGUGGAGGAGAAGGUUGUCGCUCCGGUUGAGUCGCUCCGUUCGGUCGCCCCGGUCGUCCCGGUGGAAGAGCCCGCCGCUGUCGAUGUGGUUGCCGUUGCCGCCGAGGAAAAGGUUGUGGAAGCCGUCGAGGAGAAGGUCGUCGCUCCGGUUGAGUCGCUCCGCCAGGCUGCCCCCGUUGAGACUGUAAACGAGCCGGUCGCGGUCGUGGUGGAGGAGGCCAAGAAGGAGCAGGUUGCUGCCGUCGCCGAGCCGGAAGCCGCCGUUGCGCCCGCCGUCAAGGCCGUCGUCGUGCCGGAAGUGGUGGAGAACGUGGAGAAGCAGGAAGCUCCGGUUGCGGUGGAGGAGCCGGCCGGCGUCGUCAAGUCCGUCCCGAUCGCUGAGGAUCUCGUGCCGGUGAAGGAGGUGGAGGCGGAGCCGCACCAGGCGCUGCGCGGUAACGAGGUGCGCCAGGAGACCGGCGGCAGCUCGACCACCCGCCCCAACCUGCUGCAGCAGAUCAUCCAGCCGGUGCAGGGCUUCAUCCAGGCGACCCCGCUCGGCCAGGUGCUGAACCGCCCGUCCAACACGCCCGCCGCUGCCCCUGCCGCCGAGAACGGUGCCGAGGUGGCCCAGGAUGAGUCGGCCCCGGCCCCCACGACUGGCGCUCCCAAUCUGGUCCAGCAGCUCGCCCAGAACGUGCAGAACUUCUUCAACCCGAACGCGGCCAACGCCAACGCGGAGGCGGAGUCGACCACCCGUCCCAACAUCAUCCAGCAGGUGCAGAACGCGGUCGGCUCGGUGUUCAACCGACCGGCGACCAACUCGGAGCAGCAGCAGCAGCAGCCGAACCCGAUCCAGAACAUCGUGCAGGGCGUGCAGAACUUCUUCCGACCAAGCACGGCUGCCCCGGCCACCCAGUCCGAGGGUACGGCCAACGCACCCGCCGAUACGCCCCAGGACACGCCAGCCGCUUAAGCCACAAACACAACACAACACUCACGCACACACACAAAAGCCAUAUACAGACACGCAAAAAACGCUAGAGGGAGAGGGAGGGAGAGAUGCACAGUGCACAAGUGGGCGCGUCAAGUGUUGAUUCCUUUCUUUUUCUAAGGAAUGUAACUACUUGCAUUGCACCCCGUCCCCUGAGUAGGGGUUCGUCGCUUCCCUUUUUAAGACUUUUCUUUUUUUCCAUUUUAAAAUGCAACAAAACAGCAUAAGAACGCCGUUCGAAGAAAACUGCAAAAAACGCCAUCCGCGGCCAAACCGGCAGGGUGCGGACCGACACAGACAGCAAGGCGCGAUGUAAGAGAGAGAGAGAGAGAGAGAGUGAGAGUGGGCGAGAAGGGGGUGAGAGACACAUUUCCUAACUUAUUUAUUUAAACGCACACGCACCGUCGGCAGUCGGUCCCGACACGGCGGCCAGGGGGUGGAUCCCCGGUUGGGCGGCAGUUUUUCUUUCGGUUUUUUAUUUUUAUUUUUCUUAAUUUAUUGCAUUGUGAUUCUGUGAGCGGUAGAAGGAAAAAGGGGAGAUAAGAAGCAACAGGUUAAAACAAACAAAAAAAAAAACACACAGAAGAAACAGAACGAGCGAAAAACACGAUCAUGUCGGCAGGAUCAUGGGCUCUGCGAAAGAGGAAUGGCAAAGAGAAGAAGGCGUAGAAUGGCGACCGGAUUGUUUCAGGGCAUGCUAAGAUUGCAUAACACAGCAGGAGAUAGCAUAGAGAGAGAGAUAGCAAGAGAGGGGUUGCCACGAUGCGCGUUGCAACAAUGUGCACGCGCACAGGCAGGAACACCGUCCACACAACUGUGGAUGGUUGACGGCAAACAAAAAAAUAUGUAAGCACAAAAAAAGUAAUAAAAUGUAUAAAAAUUUGUAAAAAAAA